This is a messenger RNA of Schizosaccharomyces octosporus yFS286, 1482 nucleotides long. Its product is annotated as haspin protein kinase. Lineage: Eukaryota; Fungi; Ascomycota; Schizosaccharomycetes; Schizosaccharomycetales; Schizosaccharomycetaceae. Gene Ontology annotation, biological process: mitotic cell cycle; intracellular signal transduction; protein phosphorylation. The coding region runs from base 1 to 1482 and encodes 493 amino acids. The record is from RefSeq and is a predicted model, not a curated record. Gene Ontology annotation, molecular function: ATP binding; histone H3T3 kinase activity. The transcript is spliced from 2 exons. Gene Ontology annotation, cellular component: cytoplasm; nucleus.
AUGCCCUCCGGUAUGCGAACAUAUGGCACUCGAAGACGAUAUGUCAGUAAAGAUAAUGCCAUAUGGGCCUCAUUAGAUGAAUUGCCUGAGGCAUUGCAUAAAAUUGAUACUAAUGUAACGAAUAACGAACUCAAUAAGCGUAGGUCGUCUUUUUCACUUAAAAUCGAUAAAAAAUCUUCAAUUGGUAAAAAAGAUGAAGAUAAUUCAGUUAAAUCAUUACCUGAUGCUGUCGAUAAAGUUGAUGGAAGGCGUUCAAAGAGUAAUUUACGUUUGGUGCCGACGAUUAUUGUUCCAAGUCGUGGUAGGGAUAUUAAUGAAACAAAUAAUAAUAGUACUGUUAAUACAUCUAUCUAUAAACCGAAAUUUGCAUCGCAAAUAAAUACAGAGUUUCAAGAAAAAUCUUCAAAAACGUCUACCCAUCUUGAAUACCUACUAGGCUUAGCGGACCAACAAAUGCCAGUUUCUUUUAGAGACUAUAUAAAAUCGAUCAAAUCCCCUGUAUACAAAAUUGGAGAAGCUAGCUAUAGUGAAGUUUUCAAGGUAGAGGAAGAUGAGCCAAUUGUUUUGAAGAUUAUGCCUUUUGGAAAAAGAAAUCAGAUUCGCUGCGCAGACAUAAUAAACGAACUGAAAAUUACCAAGAGUCUUAGUAAACUUGAAGGUUAUGUCGGUCUUCGACGUGCAAUUAUUGUCAAAGGAACAUAUCCGUCUGCUUUAAUUGAAGAAUGGGACAAAUACGAUAUACAGAAAGAAUCCGAGAAUGAACGACCGGAUCGGUAUCAUUCAUCUCAGUUAUAUUGUAUACUAUGCUUGAAUCAUAGUGGUACGGACUUGGAACAUGUGGAACUGUCCAAUUGGUUUGAAGCCUGGGGAAUUUUCUAUAAAACAGUGAAAAUUCUCUCCAUUGGAGAAAGAAAUUUUGAAUUUGAGCAUAGAGAUAUGCAUUGGGGGAACAUCUUAAUAAAUAAACGAAACGACGAAGACCUUUCAUGCUUACUUGAUGAAGUGUCCUUUGAUGAAUUUCAUUCUUCUGAUACUUCAUCGACGCUGUCUGAACGAAGCUUUACUAGUGACUCACUGGAAAUUACCUUAAUUGAUUUUACACUAGCUAGGAUGCGACAUUCAAGCCUAUCGUCUCCUAUUUUCAACGAAUUUGAUGACCCUGAUUUGUUUGUUGGACAAGGUGACUACCAAUUCGAUAUAUAUAGAUUAAUGUCCAAAGUUACAAAAGGGCAAUGGGACGGAUACUUUCCGAAAACUAACAUUCUGUGGAUACAUUAUUUAUUACACCAAAUACUGUAUAAGAAAACCAUACCUAAACCUCGCGAUCCUCGGGAAAAAUCAUUAAUGGAGCGUCUUAAGGAUUUGUAUACGCUAUUAGAACCGUUUCAAGGUUAUCGAAGAGGCUCCUGUCCUCUGCAGAGGUGCAUGUUUUCAUCAGCCACUUCUCUUGACGAAUGGGUCAAUCAACAUUUUGAUGAAUGA